GGUAACUUUUUACUUUUAGGGAGAAAGCAUCGCAGAGUUCCCUCACAUCCUCACGUUCGGUUUCGUCUAAAGCAGUUUCAGUUACCCCGUGGCCCAGUGCAGUCUGAAAAUAUUAAAUGAGAAACUCCAGAAGUAAAUUCAGAAGUUUUACAUUGCAUGCCGUUCUGAAUAGCCUGAUGAAAUCUUAUAGGGUCCCGCUCCGUCUCGUCUGGGACGUGGAUUAUCCCUUUAUUCAGCGUCUCCAUGCUACGUGCAACCUUCCUGUUAGUCACUUAGUUGCUAUCUUGGAUCAACUGUUGCGGUAUUGCAAUGUUUGUGUCCCAAAAUGCAAGAGUAAUGAUGCUGGCAAUUUGUGCCACAGAGAAGCCAUAAAGUGCUUCUUUUAAAUGAAAACGUAUGUAUGUAUAGGGAAAAACAUAGCGUAUAUAUAGGGUUCGAUACUGGCUAUUUCAGGAGUCCACUGGGGGUCUUGGAUGCCCCGUGGAUAAGGGGGCACUACUGUAUUAUCUAAUACAAAUAUUUUUCAAUAGUUAUAUCUCUCUUACCGAUUCUUUUAGAAAUAGAAAUUUUCUGUUUUUAAGUAUUUAAAGGAUUGGUGGAACUUUGAAUCAGCAUUAUUAAAGCUAUAGACCUUAAUAUGUGAAAUAGCCAAGUCCCUCAUAUUUGACGAUAAAAUAAAAUUCUGCCUCUCAACCUGUUUUCCCUCAUAAUUUGAGACUCAAUGUUCCUACUUAGACCACAAUGAAUGCCACAUCUCCAUGGGCCAUUGUCCAUUUUACAGGCCGGGUCCUGGGGACUCAAAAUUUCCACAAGGCAGGUCUUGGCAGUGCUUUUGACUUCAGUGUGACUUAACAGAGGAAUGGCUUUCAAAUGAAAUUUCAAAGUUCCACAGAAGCGAUUGCUCAAAGGAUGUAUGAUGCUGUUUUAAUCAGUUUCUAUAGAGUGAAAAUACUUCAAAUGUUGGGCUAUUAGUUGGGUUACAAGUGUCAUAUUUAGAAAAUUAAGAGUUGGUAUAAAUAGCUUGAAGGAGCUUAAUUAUUACAUCAAUAAUACAGGAUUUGAUUUAUAAGCGGCCUGUGUUACAUGCCAUGUAAGCUUCAUAGAGAAAAGAGAUGUAGAUAUUACCUUCAAGAAUAUUCUUGCUAAGAAUAUAUUAUCUGCUCUUAGUAUCUAAAAACUACGUUAUAGGUGGUCUUUAUGGAAUUUUUCAGCUGUAACCAUCAGAAAAUGGGCAUGUUUAGUAAUAUGAGCCCCGAUAAUUUCUGUAAUUCAUUGAACAGAAAUGCUUUACCAGUUAAUGUAUUUGUGCAUUAUUUGAAAUUUUGUUAGUAGAUCUUAAUAUGCUUGAAAAUUUUGUAGCAAAAAUUUUGUCUGAGAUUUUGCUAUUAGCUCCUCAUGGGUACUUUUUUCUUUCCUUCUCCCCUCCACCCCCAUUCUGCCUUUGAAUAGAGAAUUUACUUAAAAUUUUUCUCUUCUCCAGUAAUGUGGAAGAAAUGUCACCUGGUUUCCUGGUUCAUGGAAUAGCAAAUUCUGUUUAGAUUAGUGCCAGAUAUGUUAAGAUAUAUGACCGACUACUUGAUGAUUUGUACUGUCCUUUCCAGACCAUCACUGCUUAGUCCCGGGGGCCAGUACAGCUGAGCAGUGUGAGUGACAGGGUGUCAGGUAGUAUGUCGUAAUCACGCAAGUCAGUUAAUAAUUUUUAUGGUAUUAGAUUUGUAAGUUUGAAGAUCAUAACAGCCGUUUGAAAUCUCAGGAAGUAUUUAAAUAAAUUGCUUGCUUUAAAAUUGGUUAACUAGAAAAUACGUUCUUUGUUACCUGCUUACCAUAACACCCCAGAUGAGCCUCUAACCAUUGCUUUCUUCCUACUAUCCUAUCUAUUUUGGGGAUAGUUUAUAUCUGUUUCUUGUGAUUAAUAUAGUAAUUUUUAAGACAGUCUCAGUACAUAAAAAGUUUUAAAUAACUUGUUUCUUUGAAGUCUCAAAAUUAAUAUAUGGGUGUUAUUAUGUUUAUCUUAUGUUUAGGAUUGUAUGAAAAUGGAAAAUUACAAAACAUUUGUAGGCUUUGAUCUCUGUAAGAUACCACUUUCCAGUGUUGCUCAGAAGAUUAUGUCCGCUAUGCAUUCAGGUGAUUUAGUGGAGUCUAAGAAUUGGAGAGAGAGUGAAAAGACUGCGGAAGCGGUCAGCAAUCCCAGCGUUAAGUGUUCAGUUCCGCUUGGACACGGUAUGAAUCGGUCCCCGGAAAAGAAGAAUCUUAAUUCUUGUAUGAGCCAGGCAUCAAGAACUUCCAUCGAACCCUCUCCUCCGUCCUCCAGGACCACACUCACAGACCAGCUGCCUACCGACCCCAAACAGAACGUCAGCUCGUGGGCGCCUUCCAGUUGUUUAACUCGCCAGCAUAACCAAGAGGCUUCGGUUCCACAGAAAAUGGAACAUAAAAGGAAACAUCUCCUAAAAAUAUGUAUAAAUGAAAAUAAAGCAAGCAUGAGUCUUAAAAGAAAACAUAUUACCUUUAAUAAUUCAUUAGAGGAAGCAAGUAAACACACGGCAUUGGAAGAAGAUGCUGAUGAAGUUGAAGACUCCCUACAUUCUGGAAGUUCCAGAGCAUUCAAAAACCAUUUUUGUGAUACAAGGUAUUUGGACGAUCUGGAGAAAAGCCAGCUGAUUGAAAGGCUCAAACAGGCAGUCACCUUGGUGGUCACUCUGAUGUAUAAGGAUGGUUCAACCCAGCUAAGAGCUGACCAGACUCCAGAUUCCUCUGUUAAAGGGAUCGUGAUGUUGCUGCUGAGCCCCCCGGAAGGAGGCUGCGGGCCCCCAGGUGCCUCAGCCCUUGGCGGUGCGCUGGCGGGAGGCCUCACUGCCCGUGACUGCUUCAUCUACGUGAACACAGAGCACUCUUGCACAUGGGGCCGAGAACAAGAGGCACAGACUGAAUUCGCCAGGAAUGUGCUGUUGCAAUUGCUGACACGUAAGUGUCCUGUUAUUUGUUUCAAUGCGAAGGAUUUUGUGAGGACGGUGCUGCAGUUUUUUGGCGACGAUGGCUGUUGGAAGCGUGUUGCUGAUUUUGUGGGGCUAGACCCCAGAAUUGCUGCAUGGCUUAUAGAUCCUAGUGAGGCCGCACCCUCUUUUGAAGAUUUGGUGGCAAAAUACCUCGGAAACUCUGUCACUGCCGAAGCGAGCAGCGCGCACGGGAACGCCUCGGGCGACACGGUGAAUCAGAACAUAUGUGCGAACCUGAGGACACUCUACAGACUUACAAUGGACCUCUGUUCUCAGCUGAAGGUUUACGGUUUAUGGCAACUAUUUUGUACUUUGGAGCUUCCUCUGAUACCAAUUUUGGCAGUGAUGGAAAGCCACACCAUUCGGGUGAACAAGGAAGAGAUGCAGAGGGCCUCAGCACUUCUUGGGUCUCGUCUCAAGGAGCUGGAGCAGGAAGCCCACUUUGUUGCAGGAGAAGAGUUUCUCAUAAGGAGCAGUAAUCAGCUCCGAGAGGUCCUCUUCGGCAAGCUGAAGCUGCACCUGCUGAGUCCAGGACAGACCCUUCCCAGAACGGGGCCGCGGAGACCCCCAUCCACGUCCGAGGCUGUGUUAAAAGCUCUGCAAGACCUUCAUCCAUUACCCAAGAUAAUUUUGGAAUAUAGGCAGGUCCACAAGAUCAAGUCAACCUUUGUAGACGGACUACUUGCUUGCAUGAAAAAGGGCACCAUUUCCUCCACGUGGAACCAGACUGGAGCUGUGACCGGAAGGCUCUCGGCCAAGCACCCUAAUAUCCAAGGUAUCUCCAAGCACCCAAUUCAGAUCACUAAACCUCAAAAUUUUAAAGGGAAGGAGCGUGAAGUCCUCACCGUCUCCCCGAGGACCAUGUUCGUCUCCUCCGAAGGCCACAGCUUCCUAGCAGCAGACUUUUCACAGAUUGAGUUGCGGAUUCUUGCGCACUUAUCUGGGGACCCAGAACUUCUGAAGCUGUUCCAGGAAUCUGAGAGAGACGUGUUUUCCACCCUGACUUCGCAGUGGAGGGACGUCCCCGCAGAACGCAUGACGCACUCGGACAGAGAGCAGACCAAGAAGGUGGUGUACUCCGUGGUCUACGGGGCAGGGAAGGAGCGGCUUGCUGCUUGCCUUGGUGUUUCUGUUCAGGAAGCUGCCCAGUUUUUGGAGAGCUUUUUGCAGAAGUACAAGAAAAUCAAGGACUUCGCUCAAGCAACCAUUGCCCGGUGUCACCAGACAGGCUACGUGGAGUCCAUCAUGGGCAGAAGGAGACACCUGCCAAGGAUUCGUGAGCGGGACCCGCAGCUCCGGGCACAGGCAGAGCGACAGGCAGUAAACUUCGUGGUGCAAGGCUCGGCUGCAGACCUCUGCAAGAUGGCCAUGGUCCACAUCUUCGCUGCGGUGGCCUCUUCCCCAACCCUGACGGCCAGGUUGGUCGCCCAAAUUCACGACGAGCUGCUGUUCGAAGUGGAAGAUUCACAGAUUCCUGAGUUUGCAGCCCUGGUCAGGGAAACCAUGGAGGCCCUACGGCACGUGCGGGCCCUGAAGCUACAGCUGCAGGUACCCCUGAAGGUGAGCCUGAGUGCUGGCCGCUCCUGGGGACACUUGGUGCCACUGCAGGAGGCCCUGUGCCCUCAGCCGAGUCCACGUCCUGCUGAGUCUCCAGGCAACCACCCGGCCCCCGCUGGGCCCCUCAUCAGCACCCACCCCCCGCCUGUGCAUUUUUCGCCUUCAUUUUGUCCGUAG
Molecule: messenger RNA, 4730 nt
Organism: Pteropus alecto (black flying fox)
Lineage: Eukaryota; Metazoa; Chordata; Mammalia; Chiroptera; Pteropodidae
Gene: POLN
Product: DNA polymerase nu
Exons: 24
Coding region: 2028-4730 (900 amino acids)
Biological process (GO): DNA-templated DNA replication; double-strand break repair
Molecular function (GO): DNA binding; DNA-directed DNA polymerase activity
Source: RefSeq, a predicted model, not a curated record